Molecule: messenger RNA, 803 nt
Organism: Phlebotomus argentipes
Lineage: Eukaryota; Metazoa; Arthropoda; Insecta; Diptera; Psychodidae
Gene: mRpS34
Product: small ribosomal subunit protein mS34
Exons: 2
Coding region: 40-630 (196 amino acids)
Biological process (GO): mitochondrial translation
Cellular component (GO): mitochondrion; mitochondrial small ribosomal subunit
Molecular function (GO): structural constituent of ribosome
Source: RefSeq, a predicted model, not a curated record
UCAGUGUCUUUCUGGUCUUCGCCGUGUGUUGUUCUCAGGAUGGAAGCCGCACCAAAAAUCAUCAAAUACUUCGGUAGAACCACUGAUUUCCAUGGAAAAACCUUGUGGGAGUUGGUGGGGAGUCUGAAGAACUUCGGCGUGGGCAGAAUAGUUGUGAGGAACAUGUUCGAAAGGUAUCCUGAGCCUUCAUACUACCGCAUUCUCAAAGUGGAAGCGCUGCCAAAUGUCGAGAACAGUGAGGAUCCUCUGGAGGCGAGGAAGGUAUCGGUGACUGUGGAGAAGACCCACAGAGGAAAGCUGUUGGCCAAACCCUUAAAAAUCAUGGCGACAUCGUACAAAUCUGACUACAAAUUGAUUCCGAAGCACGAGGAAGAGAACUAUUGCCGAAUGCCGAUUCUGAGAGAGGUGAAAGUCUUCCCCAGGACCAUCGAUCUGCCGCCUCUGCUGCGGGAGUUUGUGAAGGACGAGACGGGACAAGAGAAUCCGCAGAUCCCACUGAUACUCAACGGGAAAGGGUACAAAUGCUAUCGCAUGGCGGAGGAGGGAGAAAAGCCCACUGUUGAUGUCGGCAUGGGGUUAGGAGUUCCCGCAAAUCCGCGACUCUAUGAAAACAGUGUGGUGAGUAAAUAGGUAAUUUAUUUCGUUGAGAACUUUACCUUACAAUCUAAAAUGCAUUCGAGCAUUACACGUUUAUCUCUGGCGUUUGUGCCAAAGAGCAUGAGAUGAUAAAUUGUUAGUACACGCUUCCUCGGAAUGGAGAAGACAUCAACUGGAUUAGUGGAAAUAAAUAAUUCUAGCCAUUA